Molecule: messenger RNA, 408 nt
Organism: Tupaia belangeri chinensis (Chinese tree shrew)
Lineage: Eukaryota; Metazoa; Chordata; Mammalia; Scandentia; Tupaiidae
Product: tubulin-specific chaperone A
Exons: 1
Coding region: 1-351 (116 amino acids)
Biological process (GO): post-chaperonin tubulin folding pathway; tubulin complex assembly
Cellular component (GO): microtubule cytoskeleton; cytosol
Molecular function (GO): beta-tubulin binding
Source: RefSeq, a predicted model, not a curated record
AUGCAGAAGUUAUUUACAGAGGGACUGGCUGAUCCUCGUGUGAGGCAGAUCAAGAUCAAGACCAGCGUGGUGAAGCGAUUGGUCAAAGAAAAAGCGAUGUACGAAAAAGAAGCAAAACAACAAGAAGAAAAGAUUGAAAAAAUGAAAGCUGAAGAUGGGGAAAAUUAUGCCAUUCAAAAGCAGGCAGAGAUCCUCCAAGAGUCCCGGAUGUUGAUCCCAGAUUGCCAGUGCAGAUUGGAAGCUGCAUAUACAGAUCUUCAGCAGAUAUUAGACAAUGAAAAAGAUUUGGAAGAAGCUGAAGAAUAUAAAGAAGCACGUUUAGUACUGGGCUCAGUGAAGUUAGAAGCCUGAAACUUUUCUGUACAGGGUAUUUUUUGCAUUAAAUCCUGGGGUCCAUUCUACAAUUCA